CACGUUGGCCUCCUGCACCGGGGCACCGAGAAGCUCAUCGAGUACAAGACAUACCUCCAGAUAACCCGGCUGCUCAACCACAUCAUGGCCGUGACCACGCACGCGCUGGACAUCGGGGCCAUGACCCCCUUCUUCUGGAUGUUUGAGGAGAGGGAGAAGAUGUUCGAGUUCUACGAGCGGGUUUCGGGGGCGCGGAUGCACGCCGCCUACAUCCGCCCCGGUGGGGUGCACCAGGACCUGCCCCUGGGGCUGAUGGACGACAUCUAUGAGUUUGUGAAGAAUUUCUCUACGCGGAUAGACGAGGUGGAGGAGAUGCUCACGAACAACCGCAUCUGGAAGAACCGCACGGUCGACAUCGGGGUGAUAACGGCGGAGGCGAUCCUCCAGUGCCUCAACAAGAUGCCUGAGGGGGAGAUCAAAGUAGAUGAUGCCAAAAUCUCCCCUCCGAAGCGGGCAGAGAUGAAG
This is a messenger RNA of Balearica regulorum gibbericeps (East African grey crowned-crane), 465 nucleotides long. The record is from RefSeq and is a predicted model, not a curated record. Lineage: Eukaryota; Metazoa; Chordata; Aves; Gruiformes; Gruidae.